UAGAGGCAAAGCAAAUAUGUCACAACAAAGAAGUAGGUUUUGUGUUCAGUUUUCCGGCACCCAACCACACUGCUCGAAAAAGACAAGGUUAUUGUAUAACGAUAGCACCGUAGAAGAUAUUCGAAACAUAUGGAAAGUUAUAUAUGGAACACAAUCUCCCGAACAAAUUGAAAUGAUUGCAGGACAUAGCAUGUCGUAUAUGUUGAAUGAUGCGGAAGAUUUUGAAGUCUUCAUAGCGAUGGCGGAGGAUCAAUAUCGACUUCUCCCUGCAAAGCCUCUAUUUGUGAUUCUCGCAAUCCCAGGAGAGUACAGACCGUCUCCUCCGUCCUCCACCCCAUCACCCGAUCGUCAACUUGUUCCUGGCACUUUUCGUUAUGGUGGAAAAGUGACAAUCAAGGAUCGUUAUAGCCCAUUGACCAUCCCAAAAGUGGAAAGCUACGAGUCGAGUCCGCGGUCACUAAAUUAUAAUCAAAACAGUCCUUCUCCUACUAACGAUUAUAAGAAUGAUGCAAUCGAAAACCGAAUGGGACAUACUCCACAGGAUCUCAGUGUUAAUGGAAUCGAACAAAGACAACUUCCAAUUGACUUCAGUGGAAACAGAAUGAACGAACCACGUGUGCCGCUGGAGAGUCCGCUUUCUCUGCUUGAGCGGGGAGUAGAAAACAGUUUGAGGAAAACUGUUCAACCACCAACAACUUCUUCUGCACCUGAAGUGUCUUCAGCACUUACGUUUGUCAAUAACCUCCAACAACAGAGAAUCUUACAGAACAGCCCAAGUGCAUCGUUUAUUCUGCAAACAUUUUUACGAAACAACUUGGAACGUGCGGCUGCUAUGCAAUUUACUAACGGCAACAAACACAAUGAGACGAAAAACAACAGCAUCUUGGCUUCAACACUUAAUGAUUACAGAUUAUAUAAUGGAAACGGUCAGGCGACUAACGAUACCGAAAAAAAACGAAAACGUCGAAGUUUUCCAAAAUCCAACCACACAGCGGGAUCAAACGGAGUCUCGCGUGUACUUGACACGAGUAAGAGAAUGAGAAGCUCACCAACCCAAAGCAACAUAGAAUAUCACUACGAACGAGCAGUCGACUACCAUACCAUGACGGAAGAGGAACAGAAGUCACACAACUCUGCACACAGAUCACACUGGAAACAUUUGCUUUUUGUUUCACAGAAAAGUCGAAGUUUCUUAACUACUUUCCGCAAUGCAAAAUAUGACGAAUGGUCAUCGGAGGCCCGAGACAUUUACGCAAUAUCGAAGCCGGACAAAUACAAGUGGUCCUUCCUUACUCUCUCGAAACAGGGCGACGUAUUGUGCAAGCGAAUCAUUAAACGGGUCACGGCACUGAAGGAAAUCUCAGCAGAGGAGAAACCCGACUGGUGCCCAACGGAUGAAACGUUAGACAUAGCGAAAAACAGAGCGGAGGAACGCCUCGCACAGUUGGAACGAAUUUUAUACUCCAGAAAUGCAUCCGCUGCGUUGGCCGCACAUAACCAAGAAAAAGCAAACGAACUACUACUCCAGCAGCAACAACAACACUGCAUCGAAAAUAUUAAGCCCCAAGAUUUCAUUGGAAAAAACGUAUUCAAAAGUUUACCAACGCCCUUUGUGUUACCUACUACUAUUAAGGCUCUGCCAGAGGUUAUUUCGUCUUCACCUUUUACCCUACCUCCCUUCUCCGAAAAAGAUACCGGCACUGUACCAGAAGAGGCGUGCUAACUUCACGGCGCUUUUUACAAUUUUGUGUUUCACAACUAACGGGCGACCAGGUUUAAGGCCGCCGUUGUCCAAGGAAGAUCUGAUAAAAGUUCUGGUGUGUUGAAUUGGUCAACUGAAUUGCAAUAUAUAUAGUUUUUGUGUAAACUAUGCAAUUCCGUUCAUCCAAAUCACUGAGAUUAGUUGGAGAACACGAGAGAUUUUUGUGCCAACUGUUGCAACUGUGAAAUAUGUAACUGUCCAUAUUUGACUUUUAGACCUAUUUUGUACGAUUCAUCGCACAACCUGGUAAAAAAUAAACGUAUGAGGUGAAAUUUAAAGCAUCGAUCAUAUGAACUAUAUGGUUAUAAACUAAGUUUUCCGUGAAUGAUUUGUUUUUUGCAUACUGUGUUUUUUUAUAUUUUACUAACCUACUUUACUGAGACUGGAAUAAUCGUUUAUUUUGUCUCGGAUUUAAAAAUCUUUAAAUUAAAUGUAAUGACUUGUA
Messenger RNA from Ciona intestinalis (vase tunicate), 2207 nucleotides. The record is from RefSeq and is a predicted model, not a curated record. Lineage: Eukaryota; Metazoa; Chordata; Ascidiacea; Phlebobranchia; Cionidae.